GAUUCUCUCUCGUGAUCUCGUUGGCUGCGGCAGCAGCAGCGUCGCUGAGGCGCGCAGAGAUCGCACAGCGAUCGCCAGUCUACCCCCGAGUAAGUACCUGACUCGGGAGAAGGCGAACUUUGCCGAGCGAGCGCAGCCUACUACCUACGACGCCUAUGCUUAUUAUUAUAUAGCAUAGGUAGCCGCCAUCCAAACCUGUACCACAGCACAGCAGUCGUUCUCGCUCGAGGCGGCAAGUGGUGAGCGGCCAGUGUCUAUUGUGCGCGCGUGUAAGUGUGCUAGUGCUCUGGCCAGUAGUGCCCAUUGUACUACAAGCGGCGAUCGCCACUCGAGUGAAUGGACUCUCGGCUCCGCGGACUCGCGCUUCGGACUACUCUCUAUCUACCUUGGCCAGCUUCUGUGCCGUAGCCGAACGGAGAACCGCCACUCGGAGCAGUCCUCGUUUUUCCUUCCGCUGCUGUUCCUCGCUGAGCAGCCCCGAUCGCUCGUCAUGUAUCCGAUGAGCGCCGAUCUCAAGGCUUCUUCCUUGGCUUUUGUCUUGCUCUUCGCAACCACUAUUCUUCACGCUUUAGUCGAUACUGUUGAGGCCAAAGGGCAUAUCAAUUUUGGAUAUGAUGGUGCGCAUGGUCCGCAACACUGGGCAGAAGACUAUGAUACUUGUUUCGGUAAACAUCAAUCCCCCAUCAACAUAGAAGAGCACAUUGUGCGGGAUGUGAGCUUCCCACCGUUGCUCUUUGCCGGACUUGAUUUAUCACGGAGAUUUUAUUUGUUGAAUAACGGUCACACCGCGCUUCUGCAUGCUCCAAACAGCAGCGAGCAGGCCUACAUGUCGGGUGGGCCACUCAAGGGCAUCUACGCGUUCGAGCAGCUUCACUUCCACUGGGGCGAAAACGACCUGGAAGGCUCCGAGGAUCUCAUCAAUAAUCACUCGUUCGCAAUGGAACUGCACGCCGUCUUCUACAAAGACCAAUACGGCUCGAUCAACGAAGCAGUCAAGUACCCCGAUAGAUUGGCCGUACUUGCCUUUUUCUUUGAGGCAGAAGCAAGUGAUCGGCUGAAUCCGACCUUCCAUCCGAUCGUUGCGGCCCUACCGAAAAUUGAAAAGGUUGGUUCGGAGAUCCAGCUGCAUCAGAGCAUGCGAUUGGAGCACUUACUCAAUCCAGCUGGUCCAUUAAGCGACAGAAUGCAGAAUUAUUUUACUUAUAAUGGUUCGUUGACUACGCCUCCUUGCUCCGAAGUUGUCGUUUGGAUCGAUUUCAAACAUCCUCUCUACCUUUCACAUUCGCAGCUGGAAUCAUUCCGCAGCAUAAGUAGUUCCGAAGGACAAAAGCUGACGCAUAACUUCCGACCAGUGCAGCCCUUGUCGGAUCGGCUUGUGUUGCACAACUUGCCAGGCGGUCCCUGGAACUCGCGUUUCGAUCAGCCUUACUGGUCGGCGGCCGGACCGACUACGACUGCUACCACAAGCUUUGCCCUGCUCUUCCUUGCGUUCAUUGUCUUGUUCAUGUUCCACUAGCUCAUCUUGUCACCAUUAGAUGUUUUUUUACUAAUAACUCAUGUGCAAAUACGAUACUUGUAAGCAAUUACCGCUCUGUGAUAUUGCACUGCGAUCAAUUGUUUUUUUUUCGAUUUAUUAAAAGUGAGACACAAUUUAUUCAACGAUUUAUAAAGCCCAAAAUGAUACUUGGAACUUUUUGUCUUUAACUUUUUCACAAAAUUUCACUCUCUGAAUUUCGAUUGAAGAAGCACACAUUUUUUUAUAUGAACUCAUCAAAAAUAUGAUUCUAAUUAACAAACUUGGUCAAAGCUCUAUCGUUUUUCGACAUUGAUAACAUAAACUGAUGAUUAUUCAGUCAAGUCUGUUUACAUUUUAAGUAAUGUAUUUAUAAUGUAAUACUUUUAAGAAAAAAUACUUUAGAAAUAUACAUAAAUCAUUUUUUGUAACAAAACUUCAUUGCCAUGUUAAAAUUAAAUUUUUUUUUUAAAUCAAUUAUGAUUAGAUUAAAGUUAUUAAUAGUUAUAUUUGGUACUUACAACUCUUAAUUUAUUUGAAUUACUGCAUUAAUAAGCCGUGUGUAUGUUUGUGUAUGAAAGUAUGUUUGUGUUCAUGUAUGUACGGGUGUGGGCGUUUACAAAUAUAAUUUUUGAAUAAAAUUUAAAUUUAAAAAAAUGAUAAAUUAUUCUCUAUAUAUACUCGCAAAUUUUCAGUACUUGAUAAUCAAAAAAUUUAUCCAAAUUAUAAUCAUGAAUCGAUUAUGAAAUUGAUAUAUUAUUUUCUAUUAAUUCUAUAUUCAUUAAAAUUUGGGAGUAAAUAUAAGCUGUAGGUCAAAGUUUCUCUAUGUUAAUCUUUGUUUUUAGCGAUUAAAAAACUUUUAAUAUGAUUUAAGCAACAAUUUUUUGAAAUAAUAUUAUUAUG
Trichogramma pretiosum is the source of this 2416-nucleotide messenger RNA. Its product is annotated as carbonic anhydrase 2-like. Lineage: Eukaryota; Metazoa; Arthropoda; Insecta; Hymenoptera; Trichogrammatidae. Gene Ontology annotation, cellular component: cytoplasm. The record is from RefSeq and is a predicted model, not a curated record. Bases 491 to 1516 code for a protein of 341 amino acids. Gene Ontology annotation, molecular function: zinc ion binding; carbonate dehydratase activity. The transcript has 6 exons.